AUGCUGUGCGAACCUUGCCAGUACGUCGUGGGUGAGAUUCAGAAGAACCCGCCGGGCAAAAGCACAUUUCGCCAUCAUGCCUCAAUCGGUGAUUGGGAAAGAGCUGUGCAGCAGAAUUGUCUCCUUUGCCGGCGAUUGGAGCAUUAUGAGGUUAAAGUCGGAGCCCAGAAAAGCCUUGUCGCGGAGACCUUCCCUCGGUAUUUGUAUCGCGGAGACAGUCUUGUAUCAUUCGCCAUUCGCACCGACGAAGAUUUCCCGUGUCAGCUCAACGGGUUGUUCUGCUUACAUCGCAUCAAGGCUGAAACGGACCGCCUAACGAUUCCAAAUUAUGUACCUACCAACGCUGUCGGCUCGCCCCAGAGCAUGGCCCUCGCUCGUCAAUGGAUUAGUGAAUGUAUAAAACAUCAUUCUAAGUGUCGACGCACAGAAGUUGCCUCGAAAUCUGUUUGGGCCCCAGAUCGGCUUAUUUAUAUUGACGAUGAGAAUUCGCGCCUGAGGCUCGUCCGUGGCGCUGAUGUUCCAUCUGAUAUUCCUUACACAACCUUGUCCCAUUGCUGGGGUCGGGUCAAGGACAAGCUCGUGUUGACCCGGGCAAACAUUGAAGAGUGGCAUGAUCAAUUGCCGUCGUUGGGGAAGUGGAAGACAUUUGUGGAUGCUGUAGAGAUCAGCCGUCAGCUACAAAUUCGAUACAUGUGGAUCGACUCACUUUGCAUCAUCCAAGAUUCGAAAGAGGACUGGCAGCAACAAUACCCCCAGAUGUGUAAUAUAUACAAACGGUCCUAUUGCAACAUUGCAGCUACUUCGGCAGUCGACGAUACCGAGGGCUGCUUGUUUGAAAGAGAUAUUACCAUGGACCUUCCGUUGCGCUUAUGUUUUGCUACCGAGGGAUAUCAGUCUACAGCUGUCGAAAGUAUGGUAAUUCCAGCUAUAGACAUUGGCAAAGAUUCUCUACUUGGACAAUACGAUUUAUGCAGGCAGAAUACGUGGGUUCAUGACAUUACCUACUCCCCGCUAAAUUCUCGAGGCUGGGUAUUACAAGAGCGCCAACUCUCACCACGAGUGCUCAACUUCACCAAGACACAAAUGUACUGGGAAUGCGAUGAGAUGCAGGCCUCCGAAUCACACCCGUAUGGUCUAGCAGAAUCCGGUGACUCGAACCUGAAAAGCAAGGCUAUAAAUCCAUUCAGGCUCAAAAAUGCGAAUAUCGAGGAAGAUGCUCCAGUCGGUACUGGAACUAGCCCGUUGAUGAAAAGGGCAUUCGAUAUCUGGGCCAAUGCAGUGUCAGCCUACACUGUCGGUAAUUCUGAUCCUAGAUUGAGUGAUGGGUCACCAGGAUUCAAUAAGAACCUGACGAAUCCGGCGGACAAGUUAGUAGCUAUCUCGGCUAUUGCGCAUGAGCUUCAACCCUACAUGAACUGCCGCUAUCUGGCUGGCCACUGGGAAACUGAUCUCGUCAGGCAGCUUGCUUGGACCGGCUCGAACGGCAGUCAGCGAGUAUCAACAUAUCGCGCACCAUCGUGGUCUUGGGCAAGCGUCGAUGCACCGAUUCAUGUUUUUCACUCUCUCUAUGAGACGGGAGAGGAAUUUCAUCCCCUGGCAGAGGUUUUGAACGUCGAAGUGGAAUUAUUGACCGAUGAUCCAAUGGGCCAGGUGACUUCAGGAUCUUUGACUUUAAGAUGCUAUCUCAUUGAGCUGGAAGUUCAAUGUCUCCUGACUUCACGUUACGGACUUUUUCUAGAGACAGAGACUGAAACCAUUAUGGUCAAUGGAGAACAAACACGCUUGCAUAUACAGCUUGAUGACGAGCACUCCCGACCAACAGUUCCCUGGAGUGUGUAUUGUGUUCCAAUCAGUCUUCUUAUUGAUUGGAUGACGUCGCCUAGUCAUCCCAAAGGAGCAUGGACCUUGGACUUCCGAUCGAUUCUCUUGGAAAAGACCGAAAUUGAAGGGAAAUAUCAGAGGGUUGGAUUCCUAGGUUCUCGGUUCGCGAGUGAUGUUCUAAUGGAAGACUUUGUGAACGAUCCGAUACUUCGAGCGAUCGGGUCAUUCGAUUCAAGCAAAGAGGAUGACUUGUUUUCACUUGAUACUCAAGGAUUACAGGAAAUAAAAAUAGUUUGA
This is a messenger RNA of Pestalotiopsis fici W106-1, 2118 nucleotides long. RefSeq lists its product as uncharacterized. The record is from RefSeq and is a predicted model, not a curated record. Bases 1 to 2118 code for a protein of 705 amino acids. NCBI's taxonomy places the organism in Eukaryota, Fungi, Ascomycota, Sordariomycetes, Amphisphaeriales, Sporocadaceae. The transcript has 3 exons.